AUGAUGCUAUUCAAGGACCCAAUCAGCAAUUGCCAAUUGUAUUUAAUUACCUACAAAGUAGGCUUGUUCCAAAGAAGACACUACUUCUUCUUGCAUUCAGAGUGUAUACCAGGGAAGUAUGGCGACGUCUGCGACCGAGAUUGUCCUAUCAACUGUAAGGGGGUCUGCCAUAAGAACUCUGGUUUCUGUAGAGAUUGCGUCUUUGGAAAGUGGGGAGAUACCUGCACUCAGGAUUGUUCUAGGAUCUGCCAAGGUUGUUAUCAGAGUGGAUCUUGCAAAGACUGUAGUCGUGGUAGAUAUGAACAAUCUUGUGAACUGUUUUGCCCUACACACUGUACUAACGACGGGUGUGAGAGAGAAACCGGAUCGUGUUUCGAUUGUGAACCUGGAAAACACGGUGUGAAAUGUGACUUGGAUUGCUCGUCAACAUGUAAAGACCUCCUCUGUGAGAAAGACACAGGGUUCUGUUCAGAAUGUACAGACGGAAUGCAUGGAUACCAGUGCAACAAGACGUGUCCUGAUGGAUGUGGCUCAAACAAAUGUAGACGCCAUGACGGGGCUUGUGAAGGCAGGACUCAUGAAGAAACAGACGAAAACAAUAACAUUACAGCUAUAGCUGCCCUUACAACCGUUGCCACAGUCUGUCUGGUGGCAGCUGUCAUCUCUGUUGUCUGUAUUUUCGUUAUUAUUAAUGUUUUUAAUCCCCUGAUUGAAGGCUCGUUACCGCCAACUCCAGGAUAA
Pecten maximus is the source of this 741-nucleotide messenger RNA. RefSeq names its product scavenger receptor class F member 2-like. The coding region runs from base 1 to 741 and encodes 246 amino acids. The transcript is spliced from 9 exons. NCBI's taxonomy places the organism in Eukaryota, Metazoa, Mollusca, Bivalvia, Pectinida, Pectinidae. The record is from RefSeq and is a predicted model, not a curated record.